AUGGCUUCACUGCCAUUCCCAUCUUCUUCUCCCCCAACCCUAACAAGAUGGUACAUUGACACCAGGCCUCUAACGGCCACAACCCAAUCACUUCCCCUCCUCUCUACCCUCCAAGAAUCCGAUCAAACAACCAUAAAAGCCUUCUACAACCUUUCAGACCGCCACAUGUCUCUCGCCUCCUAUCUAUUGAAAUACCUCUUCAUUCACCGCACAUGUCGAGUCCCCUGGAACCAAAUCAUCAUCAGCCGUACUCCGGCCCCGCAUAAAAGACCCUGCUAUAUCCCCCCCCACCCCCCGCAGCCAUCUCCACCUGCGGAUGGUAAUCAAAACCAGAAUCCCCUGAUUCCAGUCCCAAAUAUCGAAUUCAACGUCAGCCACCAAGCUUCCCUCAUCUCAUUGGCGGGAUGCAUUAGCCCUUCACCACGAAGCUUGGAUGAGACGCCCUCCCCUCAACCCCUCUACACCCCGAGCGCAAAUAACAACCACAAUGAUAAUAAUAACCACGUUCCCAGCCCCCCUCAAAUAGGCAUAGACAUAACCUGCACCGACGACCCAUCCCGCCGCCACCGCGCCCCGCCACGGACAGAAGCCGAACUGCACGACUUCAUCGACAUCUUCGCCGAAGUUUUCUCCGCAAACGAACUAGCUGCCAUGAAGGCAUAUCCGAGGAGCAGCAGCGGCGGCGGCACCGCGAACUUGCAGGAAUCCAUAACGCACCGCAUCCGCCUCUUCUACACCUACUGGGCCCUGAAGGAGGCGUAUAUUAAAAUGACGGGCGAGGCGCUGCUGGCACCCUGGCUGCGUGAUCUGGAGUUUGCAAAUGUUGUUGUUCCGGCGCCGCCGCUCUCACAUCUAUCUCCAUAUCCGUCUACGUCUACGUCUUCGUCCUCGCUGUGGGGGGUGCCGGAGACGGGGGUUAGGGCUAUGCUAUAUGGGCGUGAAGUGCCCGAGGUGCGUUUGGAAGUUGUAGCGUUUGGGAAUGACUACAUCUUUGCGACAGCGGGUAGGGAGGGUGGGUUUGGGAAUUCUAUGGGACCGCAUGAGGAGGGGGCGCGGUGGGAUGAGUUUCGCUUGGUGGAUAUUGAGAGGGAUGUUGAGCCCUUUCUCACUCCUCAUCGCCAGAGCGCACGUCUUGCUCGUGAUCGUCCCAGCUCCCCUCCUGAUGCCCCUCCUGCGCGCGAUCCCGCUCCUGUUGAGGAGGUUGCCUCCGACGAUGCUGUGGGGGUCGAACGCGACGAUGACAACAUGGAUGCCUUGGAUAACGAUGAGGACGCAGGCGAAGCAGUUGGUGAGGACGUGGGCAGCGGUGGCAGCGUUCGUGAAGAUGACGAGAUGGUGGACGCCCCUGCGUUGUCCCCUGCUGCUGCCUCUCCUGCCCCCACCGAUUCCACCUCUCUCGGCCCCGCCAAUCCCCCCCCCCCUUCUUCCCCCGCCGGUUCCUCCCCGUCGCCCGCUCUUCGAGAGGCGCUGCGCGUCUUUAUCCUCCACGCCCCCCUCCUGCUCCCACUGUCUCCGACAAAACGCGAUUUCAUACGCAAGUGUUGUACGACACAACCCGAUUCGCCAGUUAUUUGUCCGUCGCGCCUCUUGCCUAUCGGAUGA
Molecule: messenger RNA, 1602 nt
Organism: Histoplasma capsulatum G186AR
Lineage: Eukaryota; Fungi; Ascomycota; Eurotiomycetes; Onygenales; Ajellomycetaceae
Product: 4'-phosphopantetheinyl transferase NpgA
Exons: 2
Coding region: 1-1602 (533 amino acids)
Cellular component (GO): cytosol
Molecular function (GO): magnesium ion binding; holo-[acyl-carrier-protein] synthase activity
Source: RefSeq, a predicted model, not a curated record